Messenger RNA from Catharus ustulatus (Swainson's thrush), 3986 nucleotides. It is a transcript of the gene GAB1, whose product is annotated as GRB2 associated binding protein 1. The coding region runs from base 80 to 2242 and encodes 720 amino acids. The record is from RefSeq and is a predicted model, not a curated record. Lineage: Eukaryota; Metazoa; Chordata; Aves; Passeriformes; Turdidae. The transcript has 11 exons.
GCGCCGCUGCCGUGUCCGCUGCCGGAGGAAGAGAAGGAGCCGGAGGCGCAGGGAGCGCCGGGCGGGCAGCGGCGCAGCCAUGAGCGGCGGCGAGGUGGUCUGCUCGGGCUGGCUCCGAAAGUCCCCGCCGGAGAAGAAGUUGAAACGCUACGCAUGGAAGAGAAGAUGGUUUGUGCUUCGGAGCGGCCGCUUAACGGGGGACCCAGACGUGUUGGAAUACUACAAAAAUGACCAUGCCAAGAAGCCUAUCCGUAUUAUUGACUUAAAUUUGUGUCAACAAGUGGAUGCUGGAUUAACAUUCAACAAGAAGGAGUUUGAAAACAGCUAUAUUUUUGACAUCAACACUAUAGACCGAGUUUUCUAUUUGGUAGCAGACAGUGAGGAGGAGAUGAAUAAGUGGGUUCGAUGUAUCUGUGAUAUCUGUGGGUUCAACCCUACAGAUGAGGAUGCUGUGAAGCCACCAGUUAGCUCUCUACAACCAUCUGCUGAGUUACCCUUGCCCAUCAGCACUUCUCCACCUUCCAUGCAAGCAGAAUCUUCCCUUCCUUCUCCCUACCGCCUUAUUAACGUCCCCCCUCUGGAGUCUUCCUCUGGUCAAGAAGAUCCUCAAGACUACUUACUGCUAAUAAACUGUCAAAGUAAAAAACCUGAACCCAUGAGAUCUCACGCUGACUCUGCAAAAUCCAGCUCUUCAGAAACAGACUGCAACGAUAACCUGCCCUGCCACAAAACCCCUGCUCCAUCAGGGAGCAAGCACGCUGUGAACGGCUUCUUCCCGCCGCAGGGCGUCUACGACUCCCCGCCUUCCCGCUCCGCGCUGACGCUGGCGGACUCCAGCCUCUACAACCUGCCUAGGAGUUACUCCCAGGAUGUUUUGCCCAAGGCAGCGUCUCCGUCUGGGACUGAGGGCGAAGGAGAGCAGCAUGUUUUCAGUACCCCGUCGGCGACGUCGUUGGACGCGCAGAUGAGGCACAUCUCCAUUAGCUACGACAUUCCCCCCACGCCCGGAGGUACUUACCAGAUCCCACGGACUUUCCCGGAGGGAACCUUGUCUCAGACUUCAAAACUGGAGACUAUCCCAGACAUCCCUCCACCUCGGCCACCCAAACCUCACCAGGCUGCGGAUCGCUCUCCCGUGGAAAGCUGCGGCAUGGGCCGCACCGCUUCCGACACGGACAGCAGUUAUUGCAUCCCGGCCGCGGGAGCGCCGCCCUCGCGCAGCAACACCAUCUCCACGGGAGACCUCAACGUCUUCCGGAAAGAAAUUAGUUCUCAAGACUGUUAUGAUAUUCCACGAACGUUUCCGAAUGACAGAUCCAAUUCAUUGGAGGGCUUCCAUAACCACUUUAAAAACAGAAGCAUGUUGACAGUGGGAAGUGUUUCAAGUGAAGAUCUAGAUGAAAAUUAUGUCCCAAUGAAUCCCAACUCUCCUCCACGACAGCAUUCCAGCAGCUUCACUGAACCCAUCCAGGAAACAAACUAUGUACCAAUGAUACCAGGCACGUUUGAUUUUCCAUUAUUUGGAAAGCAAGUCCCUCCUCCUGCUCACAUGGGUUUCAGGUCCAGCCCAAAGACCCCUCCCAGACGGUCGGUACCUGCUGCAGAGUGUGAGCCUCCGCCUGUGGAUCGGAACCUCAAGCCAGACAGAAAAGGUCAAAGUCCUAAAAUUUUAAGACCUAAACCACAUGGUUUAGAGCGAACAGAUUCACAAACCAUAGGUGACUUUACUACAAGAAGAAAGGCAAAACCAGCUCCACUAGAAAUAAAACCUCUGCCUGAAUGGGAGGAACUACAAGCUCCAGUUAGAUCUCCUAUCACCAGAAGCUUUGCAAGAGACUCCUCCAGGUUUCCCGUGUCUCCCAGACCGGAUUCAGUUCAUAGCACAACUUCCAGCAGUGACUCGCACGACAGUGAAGAGAAUUAUGUAUCCAUGAACCCAAAUCAGUCCACUGAAGACCCAAAUUUGUUUGGAAGCAACAGCCUUGAUGGAGGAAGCAGCCCUAUGGUAAAACCUAAAGGAGAUAAACAAGUGGAAUAUUUAGAUCUGGACCUAGAUUCAGGAAAGUCCACCCCACCUCGUAAGAAGAAGAGCAGUGGCUCGGGCAGCAGCGUGGCAGACGAGAGGGUCGAUUACGUCGUGGUGGACCAGCAGAAAACGCUGGCCCUGAAGAGCACGCGGGAGGCGUGGACUGACGGCAGGCAGUCCACCGAGUCCGAGACGCCCACCAAGAGCGUGAAGUGAAAACACUGCCUUGCAUCUGAAGAGCAGAAGGAAGAGAAAUUUGGAGAAUCACAGAAUCACACCACGGCGCUGUUGUUCGGCUCUGCAGCACCUGAUUGCCCAGGGUGGGAAUCGGUUCCUCACCGAAUAGGAUGGAAGCCAAAGGACACUUUGGAUAUAUCAAAGGAACUUUAAGAUCAUGGAUUGGCUCUGUGGUGUCUGGAAAAAUCACAGCCUGUAAAUAAUAUGUAAAUAAUAUUACUUAGCUUUCAGAAAACCUUUGUUCUGUAGUUAACACAUUUGUAGUAUUACUGUGUUUAUGCACUUUUUCAGUUACAAUGUUGGUUCAGGUAUUCACAGUUAGUGUACCUUAAUGCCUAAUUCAUCUGGAGAGUUCUUUUUUUCCUUACACUACUACUCCUUACAAUUUUAGGUUAAUUAAGCUACAUGUAGAUACAGAAAUUAAUAUUUGAACUUCAUUUUAACAACUCAAAAUUGAUUUUGAAGAAAUACUUUCACAAUUGAAUAAUCUACUUGAAAUGCCAAGAGACAACCGUUAGUUACAUACUUGUUUAUAUUUAAUACACACAAGAUUAUUUGGAAGUCUACAGGUUACCUUCCUAACAAAAAUUGCUGUGAGUUAAUAAUAAUGAACUGUACUGGGUUUAGACCUAAAAUCCUGGCUUAUAUGUUAGUUAUUAGUGGUGGAACUUCUAUUGUAUUUUAUUAAUGACAGUGUUCUGUGUUCAAUGGGUGAAGAUUCUGCAGGGUGGGAUCUUACACUUUCAAAGACUGAAUAAUUAAAUGUCGAGUAAGCCUGCAAACCACUGAUGGCAUGCAGUGAUAUUGUGAUCUCACACUUAUUAACAAGAAAUAACCUUUAUAUUAUUUACAGAAGGUAGAGUAUAUAAAUCAGGUACGUACCAAGCACUGUUGUGCUAAUACACUGAUCAGGUUUAGACAAUGAGCUUUAGUUUUGUACUGUUUAGAAGUUCUAAUGUCAGUUUUCAGUUCAAGAUUAAUGGGACAGUUUGACAUUCACUUUUUGUAGUACUAGCAAAAUACUGUGAUUUUGAAUUAGACAUUAAUUCAAAUGGAAAUACUAUGUUUUAACACCAUAGUGCCCUUCUUAUGAGCUCUAUUUUACUUUAAUCUCCUGCUUGGCCUUAUAUUUAAAUCCCUAUGCAACUGAUAUUUUAUAUCUCUGUUUUUAAAAAUUAGAUAAUAUACCUAAAUGAUCCCCUUGUAAACCACUUGUUGCUCUUUCCUGGUACAGGAUUUUAAGCUCUGUAUACUGUGAUCCUUUAUUUUACUAUGCCAGUUCCAAAUAAUAAUCUGCCUUGGUUUAGAAACAUUUUUUGUUAUUUGGAAGAAGAUAGAAUUCUUUAAAUACAUGAAUGAGUUAGGGUCUAGAUAGAAAACUUACUAACACUUUUGUUUUAUAUGAAUGCCCUCAAGUAAGUGGUUGGUUUCAUUUUCCUGCCCAAUUGUUUUAUUUUGUCCAGAUCAUUUGAAAGUUGAGCAUAAAGCUGCAUUGUUUUCUGGCAUGUUGGCCUUCGUACUGUGCCUAAUCUACCGUCGGUUGUUUCUCUCCCCUCACAGCCACCAUCUACAUUAUGUAAAUUAUCUUAUUCUUAACAAGGUUCUUUUUAAAUUAGUAAUAUUUUGAAUGCUUUGAAUGUUCAUUUUAAAAAAAAAGAAACUAAACACAAUGCAUUUUGAGGUGAAUUUAAAUAAUCAAGUUGUUCGGUUUUGAUGUGUAAAA